This is a messenger RNA of Clarias gariepinus (North African catfish), 2917 nucleotides long. It is a transcript of the gene sh3kbp1, whose product is annotated as SH3-domain kinase binding protein 1. NCBI's taxonomy places the organism in Eukaryota, Metazoa, Chordata, Actinopteri, Siluriformes, Clariidae. Bases 469 to 2343 code for a protein of 624 amino acids. Gene Ontology annotation, molecular function: protein binding. The transcript has 18 exons. The record is from RefSeq and is a predicted model, not a curated record.
UUAUUGAAGACAGAUAACGCGUGAGAGACGCCAGAUCCCGUGCCACGUUGCAGAUGUUUCUUUUACGCUCAAACGUAAAAAAAAGAAAACUUUACAUCCUGUCCAUCUGAUCUUCUCCUGAAAGCGCUUCUCCACCACCUCCUCCUCCUCCACCUCCUCCAUCGUCACCGCCAGGCUGUUAUCCGCUCAGGACGUCAGUAAAGUGCGCUUCACAUUCCUGGAAUAUUUGUCGCGAGCUCGUGAAGGAAGCGCUCCGACCCCGGCGCUUGUCCAGAGCGUCCCGCGCUCGCCUGCUUCUCUAAUUUACCUCUCGACUUCUCGUUUCGAGCCCUGAGUGAGAGCCGCGCGCGCUAUUUAAAGAGACGCUGCGGUCAGAGGAACGCCGGGGACGCAGGAUGUUUACUCUGAGAGAACUGAUGUGAUCAUUCGCUUCCAGACCAACUUCAAACCUCAGCCCGCUUUUAUAGAAUGGAGGCUGUAGUGGAGUUUGACUACCAGGCCCAGCACGAUGACGAGUUGACCAUCGCCGUCGGUGACAUCAUCAGCAACAUCAGGAAGGAUGAGGGGGGCUGGUGGGAGGGCGAGGUGGACGGCCGGAGGGGCCUGUUUCCAGACAACUUCGUCAGGGAGAUUAAGAAGGAGGUGAAGAAGGAGCUCAGCUCGGCCUCCCACACGGCCAGAUCGGAUCUGUCGAACGGCAGCGCCAGUCCCGGGUCCGAAUCCAGCCUCAGAGCAGUAAAGAAAGGAGAGGCCAUACGGAAAAGACGUUGCAAAGCCGCCUUUAGCUACAUCCCACAGAAUGAAGACGAGCUGGAACUCAAGAUCGGAGACGUCAUUGAGAUCCUGGGAGAGGUGGAGGAGGGCUGGUGGGAGGGGUAUCUGAACGGUAAGACCGGGAUGUUCCCCUCCAACUUCACUAAAGAGCUGCUGGCCGAUGCGGAGGAUCUGGCAACCCCACCUGAGGACACACGCAGCACGCGCACCAGUGUGAAGGACAGUACAGGCUCGGAGAGUGACGGAGGAGACAGUAGCAGCGUGCGUUCAGACGCGGGCAGCGUCGCCUCCGGCAGCGGGAUUCAGCCCAAGAAGGUGCGCGGCUUCGGAUUUGGUGACAUCUUUAAAGAUCAGCCCAUUAAGCUCCGCCCACGAUCCAUGGACAUGGACAACGAACUGGAGAAGCUGAAGAAACCAGCGCCGUCUGUUCCUCAGGAAGCCAUGAAGACGGAACCUGAAAACAAGGCCAAAGUAACGAAGGAGUUUUGUAAAGUCUUGUUCCCGUACGACGCUCAGAACGAGGACGAGCUGACAAUCAAGGAGGGAGAGAUCGUCGCCAUCGUCAGUAGGGAGUGUGCCGACGCAGGCUGGUGGCUCGGGGAGGUGAACGGUAAACAGGGUGUGUUUCCUGACAACUUUGUGAAGCUUUUUGUCCCCGAGGUGGAGAAAGAGAGGCCUAAGAAACCUCCUCCUCCUGCAGCACCCAGUACCAAACACAUCGCAGACAAAAAGCCAGAGGUUAAAAAGGUUCCUCCCGAACGGCCCGAGUCCCUCCCACAGCGAGCCGAGGAGAAAGGUGAUGAAAUCAAGUUGGUCGAGGUCCAGAAGCCGGUGCUUCCUGUUUUUCCACCGAAGAAGCCUUUACCCCCGAAGAGCAACAACUCCAUGAACCGGCCCUCGUCCCUGCCCCCUAAACGGCCCGAGCGACCCGAGAGACCGGCCGCGCCCAGCGUACAGUCUGACAGUUCCGGUAUAGCCUUAGAUCGGAUGUCAUCAGACAAAACGUCUGAAGUCGAUGCAGACGACUUUGACUCCGUCGUCACCUCCACAGAGAAGCUGAGUCACCCCACUGCCUCCAGACCUCGAGUCACAGACCGUCGACCUCGCUCUCAGAUCUUCACAUCUUCCUCUGUCUCCGGCCCUGACCUCCUGGACUCGCUGUCUAUGGAGGACGAGCAGAAGGAGAAGGAGAAGGAGAAGGGGAAGGACGAGCCGGACUCAUUCCCUCCCAAACCUCUAGACAGCACCAAGAAGCUGACCAAGGCAUUGCCUGUCAUCACAGCUCCUGAGAGGUCCUUCAAGCCCUCGACUCUGGCCCCGACUCCUGGCCCCAUUGCACUCAGGCCUCACUCUCCCUCCAUGGAGGCCAAGAUGAAGAGCGAGCAGGGUUCCACCACGCUGGAGGAGCUCAGAGCUCAACUCAGAGAGCUGAAGACCACCGUGGAGCUAAUGAAGAGCCAGCACAAACAAGAGAUGAAGCAGCUUGUGAGUGAACUAGACGAGGAGAAAAGGAUGCGCUUAUCUCUGCAGAUGGAUGUCGAGAACAUCAGGAAGGCUCUGUCCAAAUGAAGGCACGAGGUUCGGAUGUGGUUGAUGUUGGAAGGCAGAAGCUCUGCAUGCCUGGCAGAUGGAUUUGUGCCAAAAGAGAAAAAGAACAAAAAAACAUCUGAGAACAACAGCAUAGAGAAAACAGACGAACGCUUCCCUCACUUCCAGAUUGAUCUUAUUUUUAUUAUUUGACUAUUUGUCAUGGUGUUGAGGGGGAACUCAUCUCCUCCUGGUACUGCGUUCCAUCGAGCGACUCAACACUUAAACGACAUGAAGGAGAACCCACUGUGUUUCCUUCAGUACGGUUCACUUUUACGUUCCUUUCUUUGCCUUUUCUCUUCGUGGCCUUUCUUUUUUAUUUUCCCCGUCGUUACCCGUUCGGCUCUCGCUCUCCCCUCACCCACGCUGAGGCCUUCUUCGUUUUAGUCACACUUCUUUCUGUCUUUCGUCAGCGUUAAGGAGAAAAUGCACAUUUUGUUUUCUUGAUGCUGUUUCUUCUUUUGAGAAAGUCUUAUAUAAACUUUUAUAUUUUAAUGUACGGAAAAUGCAUUUAUGUGUGCAGAUUUUAUUAAAAAAUAAUAUUCCAAAAAAAUAA